AUGACUUCUUCAAAAUCUCAUCACAAGGGGAAGAUUGCUGCUCGUCGGAAGGAGGAGAAAUCAGAAGAAUCCGAUAAUCCAAAGUACAGAGACCGAGCGAAAGAACGAAGGGAUAAUCAGAAUCCUGAUUAUGAUCCGACGGAGCUUGGCUCCUUUCACGCUGUUGCUCCUCCCGAAGCUGGAGAUCUCCGUGCUGCUGAUGCAGUAAAGCUCGCAAUUGAGAACAGCAAGUUUCUUGGAGGUGAUGUUGAACAUACCCAUUUGGUCAAGGGUUUGGAUUUGGCUCUGUUGAACAAAGUGAGAAGCGAAAUUGACAAGAAAGCUGAUGCUGAAGAUGAUAGAGGCAAGACUAGUUCGGCUAAGGAAGAUCAACUAGUUACUUUUCGUACCAUGGCUGCAAAGUCAGUUUAUCAGUGGAUUGUUAAGCCUCAAACUAUCAUCAAGUCUAAUGAGAUGUUCCUUCCUGGUCGAAUGACAUUUCUCUAUGAUAUGGAAGGUGGCUAUACACAUGACAUACCAACCACGUUACAUAGGAGUAAAGCUGACUGCCCAUUGCCAGAUGAAACUGUUACAGUCAAUGUUGAUGGUUCUGUGCUAGAUCGAAUCGCAAAGAUCAUGUUAUACCUUCGUCUUGGAUCAUCGGGGAAAGUUCUCAAGAAGAAAAAGAAGGAUAAAGAUAGUAAAGGAAAGACGUCAACUUUUGCUAAAGGAUAUGAUGAAGACAGUAAUCAAUCCAAGGUUAAGAAUGAAUCUACGAAUGAAAUGGAAGUUUUGCCUCCUCCUCCGCCGUUACCCCCUGUACUCAACCAUAUGGAUGUGAGUAUUAAAAAAGAAGAACCCGAUAUUCCCAGGACAGACGAUGAUGACAUAUUUGUUGGUGAUGGCGUCGACUUCACUGUUCCUGGUAAAGAUGUGACACAGAGUCCUAUCUCUGAGGACAUGGAAGAAUCUCCCAGGGAUAAGGAGAAAGUCCCUUACUUUUCUGAGCCUGUUUAUGGUCCAGUUCAGCCAUCUGCUGGCCAAGAAUGGCAAGAUAUGAGUGGAUAUGGUGCAAUGCAAACUCAAGGAGUGGCUCCUGGGUAUCAGGGAGAGUGGCAGGAGUACCAAUACGCAGAGCAAUAUCAGGAGCAGUACCUUCAGCCUGGAAUGGAGGGUUACGAUGUCCAACCGGAAACGGGUGUAUUACAAGAUCCGCAGCUCAUGUCUCAGGAAGAGAAAGACAGGGGUCUGGGAUCAGUGUUCAAGCGUGAUGACCAAAGGCUUCAACAGCUGAGGGAGAGUGACGCAAGAGAGAAAGAUCCAACUUUCGUAUCCGAGAAUUACUCAGAGUGUUACCCUGGUUACCAAGAGUACAACCAUGAGAUUGUUGGUAGCGAUGAAGAAGCUGAUUUGUCUAAAAUGGACAUGGGAGGCAAGGCAAAGGGAGGUUUACAUCGAUGGGACUUUGAAACAGAAGAGGAAUGGGAAAAGUAUAACGAACAGAAGGAAGCGAUGCCUAAAGCUGCGUUCCAAUUCGGUGUAAAGAUGCAAGACGGUAGGAAGACAAGGAAGCAGAACCGCGACCAGAAGCUGAACAACGAGCUUAACAAGAUCAAUAAGAUACUUACAAGAAAGAAGAUGGAGAAAGAAGGUGGUGAUGUUAGUUCUUUAGACGAUGCUCAGACUCCCAAGAGAUCUAAGCAUUGA
Microthlaspi erraticum is the source of this 1686-nucleotide messenger RNA. The record is from the annotation of a GenBank genome assembly. NCBI's taxonomy places the organism in Eukaryota, Viridiplantae, Streptophyta, Magnoliopsida, Brassicales, Brassicaceae.